Messenger RNA from Lytechinus pictus (painted urchin), 7712 nucleotides. Its product is annotated as arrestin domain-containing protein 3-like. The record is from RefSeq and is a predicted model, not a curated record. The transcript is spliced from 7 exons. The coding region runs from base 519 to 1997 and encodes 492 amino acids. Gene Ontology annotation, biological process: protein transport. Lineage: Eukaryota; Metazoa; Echinodermata; Echinoidea; Temnopleuroida; Toxopneustidae. Gene Ontology annotation, cellular component: cytoplasm.
GUAUUAAAUUAAAAUCAAUAUCAGAAUAAUCUACGGUAUGCCGCCUUACAUAAUUUUCAACUUAUGGGACUACAGUCAUGGCAGUCCUUUCCAACUCACCAGUUAUUCCUGUUGUAAUUUCCUUCCUUCGCAUCAACUUGGCCUUUAAAUCUUCUCUCUUUUUCUUAAGAGCCUCCAAAGUACUAGCCAUUGUCCUUGAUUGGCGAUAAAGUGUUACAAUAAGAGGAAUAUGAUCACAGUAUUGCCAUUCAACAACAGUCUAAUCCUCAGUUGGGAAUUCAGCUCACAUGUAAUUUCAAUAGCUGCGAUCACAGAAUCGUGAUAUCUGCAUAAGAAUUGCAUUGCGCAUGCACGGCUUGAAGAGAGGGAUAGAGCGGCACCGCGGCGCGAGUGCGGAUCGGAUCGAGCGCGAGAUCGAGAGGAACAUGGGGAACCACCUUGGGUGUGGCCGUGACGCGAUCUCUAUCGUCAACAAAUCAUUUUGUCUUUGACUUUGGUCUAGCUAGACCUACUCAAUAAUGGGUAAAUUGCAGGUAUUUGAGGUUGUUUUCGAAGGUAGCAAUGAAGUGUUCAAACCAGGGGAUACCAUCCAGGGACACGCAAGGAUAGUUUUGACGGGAGAAAAGGGAGACAUUCGAGGUAUUAAGGUAAUAUGCAAAGGCAAGUCCUACACUCACUGGACUGAAACACGAGGCUCCGGAGAUCACAGAAGAACCAUCCAUUACACAUGGAAAAUUCCAUUCUUCAAGCAAGAAGUCAUUCUCCGUGGAGCAGGCAAGAACAACCAGGCAGCGAGCAGAAUGAAACUACCCAUGGGAGAUCAUCGCUUCCCGUUUCAAUUCCAGUUACCCAGAGAGGGCCUUCCACCACCGUUUGAAGGCACGUGGGGCUGGGUGAGAUAUUAUAUCAAGGCCACCAUAGAUAGACCAUGGAAGUUUGAUCAUAAAGUUCAACGUUUCUUCAGUAUCUGGACUACGAAAGACCUCAAUUUGCUGCCUAAUAUAUUAACAAGUCCAGUUGGGAUCACAGAAAAGACUGUUUGUUGUCUGUGCUGCGAAUCUGGACCAAUCAACGUCCGUGGAUCUAUUGAUAAGGGUGGUUACGCACCGGGAGAGAAUAUCCUUGUUACAGUAGAGCUCAAUAAUCAGUGUGGUAGAGAGUUAGUCUCACUCAAGGCUGCACUGAUACAGAAAUCUCGUUACCAUGCCAAACAUGGAGGAAGCACUCACACCCGUAAGAACACCAAAAAGAUCUGUGAGAUUUCGUUUGACGACUGUAACGCCCAGGAAUCAAUGGUCUUUGAGAGGAGACCCAUGGCCAUUCCACCGAUAGCUCCUAAUUCAUUUGAGAACUGUCCAAACAUUGAAGUCAUGUACCAUGUGAAGAUAGAAGCAGAUGUCUCAGGCACACCCAUCGAUGCAACCGUUGAAUUACCUAUAAUCAUAGGUACAGUACCUGCCUUACCUCACUUGGUUCAACAAGCUCAAACAGGCUACCAAGCCCAACCAGGCUACCAAGCCCAACCAAGUUAUCCAGCCCAACCAGGUCAUCCAGCCCAACCGGGUUACCCAGCCCAACCUGGCUACCCUCCCCAAGGUGGUUACACCCAACCUCAGCCACCUCAACCAGGUUACCCACCACAAGCUGGCUACCCACCACCACAUGCCGGCUACCCACCCCAACCAGCCGGUGGUGCAUCCGCGCCACCUGCUCAGUUUGGUUACCCUCCUGAUCAAGGAGCGUCUCAAUAUCCACCUCAGUCUCCAGUUUUGCCUCCUCCAAGCUAUGAGAUGGCGGUGGAGGGACCAAUCCAGAUAGAAGGCAAGAAAGGAAAUUUUGGGACCACGAGCUACGCACCAAGAUACCCCUACUACAACCCAGGAUCAAUCUCUCCGCCUAUCCUAUCUCAGGAUCCGAAUGCUCCUGUCACGACCCAGCCUCAGUUCAGCCAACAACCAACACAAGCAGAAGAAAUUCAGGUCAAAUUUAAUCCUUAGAGGUGCCCCAAUGCUUCUAGGAUCCUUUGGGUCCCUGCAUUUAAGAGCAAGAUUCGUUAUUCGGAAGGUUUGAAGACUCUGAAGGUUUUUUUUUCUUCUGAAAAUGCUAAUUGCAUUGCCAUAUACCAAGAUGAUUUUUAGUCUGAAAAUGAAAAAAGGUUUUUUAGUCCGAAAAAUGUGCCAGUCAAAUAUAUUGAUGUACACACGCGUGAUCCAAAAAACGUGUUUAAAGGGGUGUUAUUGCAGUUUUGGACGUGGGCCGCGCGUGCACUUGUUAAGGGUAUCAAAAAAAAAAAGAAAAAAAGGGGUAGUUUUGAAAGACUAGUCAAUGGUCAAUUGCAAGGUCAAACGUAUGUAGGGUAUUUUUUUUUUCAAAAGCUUUUUUUUAAGACUAGCCAAACGUGUUAGGGUAUGUUUUUUUUCCCCAAGCUUUGUCCCCGGGGUCAUAUUCUGGCGACAGCUUGUAAAUAAAGCCCACAAAAAACUUGUUUAGGGGGUUAUUUUGCACACAGAGAAAAACUCAUUUAGGGAGUGUUUGGAAAUAAUUUGGCCACGUGUAACCCUAGUCUAAACUAGACUUUUAAAUAGUAAAUAAUGAUAUAUGGGAUUUGUAAUGCACCAAAUCCACUCGGCAGAGUGCUCAAGGCGCAGUGAAAAAAGGAAAGAAAGAGAAAAGUACAAAUAUAUUAAUAAUAGAUUCAGGAACAAUUAAGAGUAGGAAGCAUUGAAUACCGGUAGAUAUGACUGUCUUAAGGUAACGUUUAAAUGUGUCCAUGGAAGUGCAUUCACGGAUAACCAGGGGAAGAACGUUCCAGAGAACAGGGCCAGCCUGAGCAAAAGCCCAACCCCCCAUGUCUUAACGGAUAUGGGAAUAACUAGGGAACCAGAGAUGGAUGAACGUAGGAACCUGACAGGAGUGUAUUUGUUCAUUAAUAUUAAUAUUACAAUCACACUUCUAUGGAAUGCUGGUUUUCAUAAAAUUUAUCUCAUAUUUAAGGCAAUUAUAAUGUAUCAAUUCAUUAAAAUCUAUCUAAUUUUUCUAUUUUUCUCCCCAUUUCAUUCCUCAUUUGAUUUUUUUUACAACUUGUUGCAACAGGAUGAGGAUAAUUUGUACUUGGUGAAUGAGUUGACAAGUGGCACUCCAUAAAAGUGUGUUCUAAGUAACUUAACGAUGGCUAUCAAUAUACCACCCAAUGAGUUUAUAUCAAUUGUUUGAUAGAGCAGUGAUCUUGUGCUAGGUGACUCACAUAAAUCUUUGUUACUAGGUCCCUUAGUGAGGUUUUACAGCCAUCAGUCCUGUGGUCUAAUACUUUCAGUUCUACAGGUGCUUUCUUAGCCCUCAGGUAAAACUCAAAUUGCUGACCAAAAUUUCUGUAUUGUAUUCCCUUGCCAAUGCCAUUAUGCAGGCCUGUAUUAAGUUAUAAUUGUUUUGAUCACUGUCAUACUGUUAUGUAGAGUAGAGGUGCCGUGGUUCAGUUGAUAAGUCUCCGGUCUUUGCACCUUAAGGUACCAGGUUCAAAUCACUGCGGUAGUGAUAAUGUCUUUUGGCAGGACAUUAAUCUACAUUUGCCACACUCGAUCUAGGUAAAGUAAUAGGGUACCUGGCAGGUAUCAGUUCUGCGAAAUGCUUGUGCACUGUAAGGUUUGCCCGACUAAAGCCAGGGUAAUAAUAUCCAAAGUAAUAUCCAGGGUAAUUCCAUAGCUAUAAAGAUGUUAAAUGACAAUGUGAUGUGCACUGUACAAGUCUGGAUCUUUAUUAUUAUUACUAUCAUCAUCAUUAUUGUCAUCAUCAUCAUCAUCUACCAAAAUGCUUUGUGAAUCAGAAAUGGUGCAUAUAAGUAUUUGCACAAAUCAGAUCAAAUGAUAUGUUAGUACUGUGAAAAGUUUAGAUUUAUGUAAUAUCAUACUUCUCUUUUUAAAUGCCUUUAUUUUCAUAUGCUUGUUAUAAUGUUUUAAUAUUUCAUAUUGUGCAUGAAUGUCAUAGUAAUCUAAAAUCAUGAUAUGAAUAUAUUAUUAGUAGCCUACUUAAGGUCAGUAUUUAUCUUGCCUUUACCAGUUUUCAAUCUACUAGUAAUUUCUUAGUGUUUAAAAUAAUUUGAUGUACUGUGUAAUAUAUAUCAAGUUAUUUUCUAUCUUUCAUCAAUACAUACAAUAAUUACUUGUGUAGUAUUCAGUCCUGUCUAAUGUGUGUUUAAUGAUCUAUACAUAAACUAUUUUCCGGAUGUAUUCUCACUUGCUUUGAGAUGUAUUCUACAGUAAACUUAAAUUACCCGCUUCAAUCAAUGAGAGGUACUAGUGACUUUGCAAAAGGACAUGAACUCCGUGGCUGGAAGCUUGAAGCAAUAAUAAGUUCUGCUAACUUGGUGAUACAUUAGCUUCCCAAGGAAGCAAGUCAGCAUCUAAGGCCACACAAACUCACAGUGCGUGGAAGAAGUUUCAUGAACUCCCUCCCUUUCUCACCUCAAGGGUAGCCCCCCAAAGUAAAAGGGAAAUUGCAUGAUGCCUGAGUGAGGAAAUGCAUGACCUAUGGUAGCAAGACAUGGGCAACAAAAUCAUCAGCGAAUUGAAAAGGCUGAGAUGGGGAUGGUCAGAUGGAUGUGCAGGGCAUCGUUAUGUGAGUGAAAUUCAGAUGUCAUUUAUAGAUGUGAAAUCAACACCUUGUUCUUGCCAGUUAACUAUUUCAGAGUGUUCUUUACAUUUACUCUGAUUGUGUCAGUAGAAUAAUACAAUUACCUUGAAGCAAGUCCUGAUUAUUACCCAGUUUAAAUGAGAGCAAACAGGGAUUGAUUUCAAGUGAAUCAUACUUUCUGAAAAGACUGAUUUUUAUGCAAAUCAGACAGUUCACAUUUUAAUAUCCCUACUAUACUUUGUCAGUUUUCAACCAAUGCUCAUGAAAUUUGGCUCACAUAUUGGUUUUGAGGUAAAGAUAUGCAAGAACAUUUUUGCAUGUGUUGGAAAUCAUGUUGCCAUGGUAACAAAUUGAUCUUGGGUGAAGAUGGGCAAGACAUAUUCACUCUGUGUGUUGGUAGCAGCAGAGGGCAGGGGUAUUAAUCACAACUUCUAUUUUACAGUGUGAAAAUAAAACCUUACCUUUUUUUAUCUAUCAUAUUUUAAUCUGAAGAAUAUUACAAAAUUAUGAUAUUCUCACCAAAGAGGUUUUUAAUGUCAGUACUAUUUUGAAAUUUUCAUUAUACUUUUUAAUUCUUAUGGCAAGCCACUAUCAGACUUGCCUGUGUUCACAUAGGUGUAAAGUUUUUUUUUUAGAUGGAAUGUUAUGAUAUGGUCUGUACUAUAUAUUUUUACUUUAUAUGUAUAUAUGAUGCUGAUAUUACUUCUGUAAGGCAAAAUUUGUUGUGUAAAUAAUGUCAUUACUUUCUCUUCUACUGGCUGAAUUAUGUGCUAAAUCAUUGUUAUACUCUAGUAUGCCUUGUGCCACUUAUCGUGUAUACAUGCUGAUAGAAUGUAGUCAAUUGAACUAUUCUGUUUUAAAAUGUAAGCUUUACAGAUUAAAAAUAUAGUUUGUGGGGGUGUUGUGAUCUAGUGGUUAUGACUAUUGUCUUUCAAUCAAAGGACUAGGGUUCAAUUCCAAGCCAUUGCGUGUUUACCUUUAGCAAGAAAUUUACCCACAAUGUGCUGCACUCAACCCAGGUGAAUUGAAAUGGUACAUGAAGAGCCCAUACGGAUAUUGUACAGAUAUAUUGUAUGAUUGUGGCAAGGAGAUUGUGAGGUUAUAUGAAUAUAUUCUAAUACAAAAUCCUAAUAUCUUUCAUGGCUACAAUCUUAAGGUUUUUGAAAAUUUGUGUAAUCUUGUGCUAAACAAAAUCAUGAUAAUUGUAUAUAUACUAAUGUUUGUAUGCCUACCAAGGGUGAUCAUGUGAUUAGAGUUAUAUGAUCAGUUAAGGGUCACUCCAUGAUGAAUGUAGACCAAAUGUAAAGAUGGCAUUAGAUGUAAUUUAGCAGAUAAUGAAUAUGCAGACUGUUAACUACAUGUUCAUGAGAGCAUUCUGCUUUUGAAGUGAAAUAACUUGUGGCUAAAAUCUUUCAUCAGUUAAUUAAUCCAAAACAAAGAGAAGAUAAGGUUAAAUUUAUGUAUUUCGGAAUUCAAGGUCUAUCAAUACUAUAUAAAUGUGCGCAACUAUUGUUUGUGCUAUCUAUGAUUGCGAUGUCUGUUGGUUUCAUUAGAGAUCAGCUUGGCUUGUGUCAUCACAUCUGGUUAUCGUGUUGGGUAAUCACGUCUACCCGACCAUUCAAAGAAAGGUCCACCUAAAUUCCCGAAAUGUCGUGUCUAGUUUACCCGACUAUUUGAGAAUUUCGCUAUAAUUGUCACGAAACAUUGAGUAAAGUGGACCCGACCUUUCGGCUUUAUAGUUGACCACUUCCAAAUGCAUGAAAGAUAAUGCAUUACGAGUGAAACAUAAUAUCAGACUGCAAAAUGCUUUUGUGCAUAAUGUAAAAACAAUGGAUGGUACGAAAUAUACUUUAUUUGUAGUUGAAAACCUUUUUUUUGCUUGUCAUUUUUUUUCUGGCAAGAAAUACCCAAAAUUUGUGGUUGAAACCUAUUUUUUUUCUUGUCAAAUUUUUGGGGUACGAAAUAUACUUUAUUUGUAAUUGAAGACCUUUUUUUUUUGGUUGUCAAAUUAUUUUCCUUUGAAAAAUUUGCCCACCCCCCCUUUUGGAAAAUCCUGGAUCUGCCCCCGAUUCAAAUGUAUCAUGUACAAACAAAAGACAGGCUGAACACAACUGAAAUAUAGCUACAUGUAAUAGGCUAGCCAUGAAUAAUUUGAUAAAACAAAAACAAAUUGUUGAAUUAAAUGCUGACAUGACAUGUUAAGGUCAUAUAUGAUAUUGAUGCUUCUCUUACAUGUAUGUAUGUGCUUAAGUAUAAAAUGGAGAGACUUAUUUAAAGCAUGUAGGUAUGUUUGGGUAAAUCUUAAUAUUAUUCAUUUUAAAAGUUGAAUUUAUUGUCAGAUGAAAUGAAAUAGUUUAUCACAAAAGACAUAUGUUCUUUGUUUGAAAGAUGAAAUCUGAUACGACAUCAGGUAUGCCACCAAAGUAUUUUGAUGGGGGGGGGGGGGGGGGUGUGAAAAGAACUACUUAAAGUGAAAAAAAUCUUGAUUUUUUUUUCAUUUCUUUACAAAUCUCUUGAAAAUCAUAUGUUCCCUACUCCCCCUGUAAAGCCGCCCAUGAAUUAAAUGUCUUGAUAAACAAAGUCAGUUCCCUGAUAUUAGAAAUUAUGUUUUUUUUUUUUUUUUUUUUUUUUUUGGGGGGGGGGGGGUUGUUAUCACUUCACAAAAAUUGAAUCAGGAAAAAAAUUCUAGCUAAAACAAUCAUGAACAGUUUUUGUAUGCAACAUCUUUGAUUAAAUGUGAUGAUUUCUGCUUGUUUAUUAUACAAAUAUGAUUUGUCUAAAAAAUUCUUGUUGAGGCUAACUUUGAAAGUACUUGAUUUGGUGCUCUUUAGUGUGAUUGUUGUCACAGUGAUAUACAUGUAUGAACCUUGACAACUAUUCCAUUCUUUCAUUAGUUCAUAUCAGUGUCAUAUUUUUAGAGAUCAAAUACAUGUACCUUUCUUUUUAAAGUAUAUGAUAUUGAAUAGCACGGAAUUACACGUUAAUUCUUUUUUUUUUUUCAGUUUCUAUACUAUCAUAAAUCUGUAACAUGUGGAAUACAUGAUUUGAACUUUAUUAGUAAUAAAAAAUUGCUGAUAUUAAUCAAA